Aedes albopictus (Asian tiger mosquito) is the source of this 573-nucleotide messenger RNA. RefSeq lists its product as uncharacterized. NCBI's taxonomy places the organism in Eukaryota, Metazoa, Arthropoda, Insecta, Diptera, Culicidae. The transcript has 2 exons. The record is from RefSeq and is a predicted model, not a curated record. The annotation marks the transcript as partial.
AUGGCCAUUCCGAUUCAACUGAAUCGGCCGGAUCUCAGCACUAGCGAUGCGCCCUGCGAUAAUCCAACCUACUCGUUCAAAAUACUUUACAAGACUGACGUUUCACCAUCAUCAUCAUCAUCAUCAUCAUCAUCAUCAUCAUCAUCAUCAUCAUCAUCAUCAUCAUCAUCAUCAUCAUCAUCAUCAUCAUCAUCAUCAUCAUCAUCAUCAUCAUCAUCAUCAUCAUCAUCAUCAUCAUCAUCAUCAUCAUCAUCAUCAUCAUCAUCAUCAUCAUCAUCAUCAUCAUCAUCAUCAUCAUCAUCAUCAUCAUCAUCAUCAUCAUCAUCAUCAUCAUCAUCAUCAUCAUCAUCAUCAUCAUCAUCAUCAUCAUCAUCAUCAUCAUCAUCAUCAUCAUCAUCAUCAUCAUCAUCAUCAUCAUCAUCAUCAUCAUCAUCAUCAUCAUCAUCAUCAUCAUCAUCAUCAUCAUCAUCAUCAUCAUCAUCAUCAUCAUCAUCAUCAUCAUCAUCAUCAUCAUCAUCAUCAUCAUCAUCAUCAUCAUCAUCAUCAUCAUCAUCAUCAUCAUCAUCAUCAUCA